Molecule: messenger RNA, 1815 nt
Organism: Papaver somniferum (opium poppy)
Lineage: Eukaryota; Viridiplantae; Streptophyta; Magnoliopsida; Ranunculales; Papaveraceae
Product: protein GAMETE EXPRESSED 1-like
Exons: 1
Coding region: 1-1815 (604 amino acids)
Source: RefSeq, a predicted model, not a curated record
AUGGAUCAACAUCAUUUUCUGUUCUUUUCAUUACUUUUGUUGUGUUUAUUAUCACGGGAAACCCAGUCAUUUUCCUUUACAUGGCGAGGGUCUUCUUCUUCAUAUGAUGAUACCAACAAGGAUGACAACAACAAUUAUCAGAAGUCUGGCGGUGUCGCGAAGUUCUCAAUGGAACUGCCUAACGAUCCCAAGGGAAACGAGUCAGUUGAAACUGCACAACAGAGAUUAGCAAGUAAGCCGAAUUCUUGUUGGCAAAAUGCUUACGAAAAUCUUUUCGCUACGUGUUCUGUAAUUCUCAAAGAUGGUGAGAAGAGAUCUAGACUUGCAUGGCAGUUAAGUGAUUGUUUCCAAAAGGAUUCCGGCCGGCCUUCGUUUCCGUCAUGUGAUUCUCAGUCAGAUAUGUUGAAAUGUCUGACAAAGUUGGACGAAUCCGCACAUAAAAUUUACCUUGAAUUCUAUCUUCACACAAAUUCAGUAUGUCAUCAACUGCAGGCUAAUGCGUUCAAGAUUGAGACGGAGAGACUUGUAAAUGACUUGAAGAAGUCUGCAGAAUUCGCCGAGGAAAAAUUGCAUACCAUCCAGGAAAAUUCUGAACGGCUUAUACAGAAUUCGGAACAGAUUGAGAAUUCGUUAACUUCCUUGGACAGUAAAACGCAGCAAGUGGCCGAGACGUCAGAAAAAGUUGGAGACCAGAUUGACGUUUCAUUGAAACAUUCUAGUGUUAUUUUGGAACAGUCGAAGUUAAUCGCGGCGUCUCAAUCAGAAUUACGACAAGGACAGACAGACAUGAGAGAAGUGUUGCAGGGAGGAAUGGAAAUCCUUCAUGAAUCUUAUGAGAAGUUAGGCCAAAAUGUAGAGAAACUGAGAAAUGAGGCUGUUGAGAUAGAGAAAGAGAUACAUAGAGUUAGCAAUUCAAUGUCCACCAAGAUGGAAAAUCUGCAAAACAAAGCUAACGAUAUCGGAAACGUUGCAGGACUUUCUUUAGAUAAGCAGAAACAACUCCUGGAUGGACAAUCUACAGCUCUGGAAGGACUUGAUUUUUUGACUAAAUUCCAGUCCCAAGCGCUAGAAGAAAGCAGGGCUUCUCUGCAAACACUGGCCGAGUUUGGCCAAAAGCAACAAGAAGAACUCUUAAGACGGCAACAACAAAUUCAACAAGCGCAUGACCAUUUGAUUGAGAAUUCAAAAUCCAUAUUGGCAGCUCAGGAAGAAUUCGAAUCGAAGCAGGCUAGCAUGUUUUUGGCGCUUGACAAACUCUUCACCUUGCACAAUGCCAUCUUGCUCGAAUCGCGUUCUAUAAAAGCUUUUUUAUUCUACUCCUUUGUCAUCUUUUUACUUUACAUGCUAACCAGUGCUAAGCAGACGUACGGCAUGAGGGCACGGCUCUAUUUAGGACUAUGCGCCAUAUUCCUUGUUGAAUUCAUAAUGUGCCGGUUCGGAGUAGACCUGGAUCAACAAGUAUGGUUAGCGUCAAAGGUUACGCUUGCGAGAUCUUCGUUCCUAGUUGCUGCGGCUGUUCAACUUUUGUAUUCCAUUUUCACGUACAGGGAUUACGAAGUGCUGAACCAUCGAAUGUUAGAGACUCUAAUUGACAAAGUUAACACGAUGGAAAGGAAGAGAGCCAUGCCCUUGGAAAUUGAUGAGAGCAGUGAUGAUAUCGACUUUUCAACUUGGAUAGAUGAAGAUUUGUCAGAAGAUGAAAAUUUCUGUAAAGAUCCCGACUUCUUGUUACCAGAGGAGGUUGCAGAAAAUUCAGUCACAACAAGUUCAUAUUCAAGACAGUACGAUCUUCGGCCUCGCCGUGUAUGUCAAUGA